This is a messenger RNA of Phragmites australis (common reed), 2078 nucleotides long. Its product is annotated as transcription factor BIM2-like. The record is from RefSeq and is a predicted model, not a curated record. The transcript has 12 exons. The coding region runs from base 265 to 1767 and encodes 500 amino acids. Gene Ontology annotation, biological process: DNA-templated transcription. NCBI's taxonomy places the organism in Eukaryota, Viridiplantae, Streptophyta, Magnoliopsida, Poales, Poaceae. Gene Ontology annotation, molecular function: protein dimerization activity; DNA-binding transcription factor activity.
CGCAAGCCACACGAGCAGGCAGCCGCCGGUAGAAGAGAAGAAGGCGAAGCGCGAAGCCAAAGCAAGGUUGCAGAGAGGGAGGAGAGAGAAAGAGGGAAACCGUUCUCUCACGUGAGAGCUCUCCGAUCCAAGCUAGGGAGUUUUUCUGUGGGCGGGAGGCUAUACGGGCCCGCGGCUUCUUCCGAGCGACAGCGGAGGCGGAGCCGAGCCGAAUUGCGCGGCGAGCCGGCGAUGGCGAGGCGACGUGAUUGACGCACUACAGUUAUGUGCAUCCAAGGGAACAAGGCGGCGACGCACGAGCACGACUUCCUCUCUCUGCACACCGCCGCCGCCGCUAAGGACUCGCCUCUCCAGCUCCACGACUCCAAGCCCCCUCCUCCCUCUCAAGGUUUAUUCCUGAAGACGCACGACUUCCUGCAGCCGUUGGAGAAGCCGGGAGCGCCGCCGCCCGGCGCGGACAGCAGGGAGGUGGUCAUCAGCAAGCGGCACGCGCUGCCCCUGCCCCUGCCCGGCGGCGUCGGCACAUUCAGCAUCAGCCCCGCGCCCGGGCCGGUAGCGCGGCCGGCCGCGGUCAAGGCGGAGCCGCCGUUCGCGCUCUGGGGCCAGCCCGCGGCACGGCCGGGCGCACGAGGGCACCACCACCAGUGGACGCUCCCCUUCUUCGCCGGCGCCGGACAGGUCACGCCGCAGGAGCAGCAUCCGCCACCGGGUAGGAAGGGGCGAGGCGGCGGAGGCGAGUUCAUGGAAUCUGGCUCCAGAUCCAGCGGCGCCGCCGGCUUCGACGACGACGACGACGGCCUCGCCGCGCGCCGCGAGGUCUCCUCCUCGCUCAAAGAGUUGACAGUAAGGGUGGAGCGGAAGGGUGGGAGCUGCAGUGAUGGCGGUACGGAUCAGCGGCCAAACACACCACGAUCGAAACACUCGGCCACAGAGCAGCGCCGACGCAGCAAGAUCAAUGACAGGUUUCAGAUACUUAGGGAUCUAUUGCCACACAGUGAUCAGAAGAGAGACAAAGCUACAUUUCUCUUGGAGGUCAUUGAAUACAUACGAUUUUUGCAAGAGAAAGUACAAAAACGCGAGGCUUCAUUCCCAGAAUGGAACCAAGAAAAUGCAAAGAUUCUUCCAUGGUCAAAUUUAUAUUUUCGAUCAUUCUGGAAAAAUGCACAGAGUAAAGGUCAGAUCCCAGGAGAUGCCCUGCCCAACCCUUCACAGUUCAUGAGAAAUGGAUCCUCCCCUGAAUUUAAUUUCACGGGCAAGCCCGAUGAUAAUCACAACACAGUGCCAUCUGCUGCUGCCUCAGGAGCAAAAGAUCAGGCGGAAACUGAUCACAUGGCUAGCGUGUCCUACAGAUCAACAGAAACUCCGACCAAUAUUACAAAUAAUUUUACAUCGCAAUCCCAACCCCAAUGGACAGAUCUGCCCCCUGUGGAUGACUCUGCAGUGAACAGUGAAAUGAUUAAUGACCAGCAGUUGACAAUCGAUGAAGGAACAAUCAGCAUAUCCAGUCAAUAUUCCCAAGAGUUACUUAAUUCGUUGACUCACGCCCUUCAAAGCUCGGGCAUAGAUUUGUCCCAAGCCAGCAUCUCUGUGCAGAUCAACCUGGGCAAGCGGGCUGUCAAGAGAACUGCUGCUGCUGUACCCUCCAAUUCUAAGGAACUCACCGAGCCAUCAUCUAAUAACGAAAUAGGUCAUCAGCUGACAAUGUUGGGUGGAGGUGCUGAAGAUCAUUCACAUUCAACAAAGCGACAUAAAUCUGGCAACAGCUGAUGGUCGUUCCGCUUCUAGACCGAUUGAUCAUUCUUUCCUCCCUACCAACGGGAGGCUCUCAGAUUGCUUGUACAUUAUGCUAGGCUUCAUGAUGAACGAGACCCUGGUGUAUUCUUUCAUUUGGUCACCCCGCCAUCCUAUUUAGUAGUAGUAUUUACUAAGAGAGAAAAAAUUGAAGCUUCCAUUGCGGAUUGUGAAGCCGCUCUUGUACACAGGCUUCCAUUCAUAUGAGAAGCUCCCCCCUCACGGAUCCUCCGUUGCAACUUGUAAGAUAACUCGUUCAAAUCUACCGUAGCGUGUCGUUCAUUGUC